AUGGAUUCAAAAAUACCAAAAGAAAUGAACUUCAGCGGCAAUAUUGAAGCAAAUUGGAAAAGCUGGAAACAACGACUGUCAUUAUACCUACUAGCAAGUAAUAAAAACACGUGUUCGGACGAAACAAAAACGGCGAUAUUACUCACGUUACUUGGAGAAGAAGGCAUCAAUAUUUAUAAUACAUUUACUGAAAAACAAAUCUAUGACGAGAAGAAAGUCCCAAUAUUUCAAAAAGUAAUUGCGGCAUUCGAUGAGUACUGCCUAGGAAAAAAAAAUAUUGUAUUUGAAAGAUUUAAUUUUCUUAAAUACAAACGCCAACACGGACAAUCACUAGAAAACUUCAUCACACAAUUAAAAUUAUUAGCAGCAUCGUGUGAAUAUGGGCAACUCACAGACUCUAUCAUAAGAGAUCAAAUUAUUAUUAAUACUUCAGAUGUAGUACUCCAAGAACAGUUAAUCAAUAAGUCUGAUUUAUCAUUAGAAAAAACUAUAGAAAUCCUUAAACAAUCGGAAAAUGUCAAACAUCAAAUUGAAAUAAUAAACAAAGGGGAAAAAGAAGAGUCAGAAUAUCCCCAUGUCGAUGCAAUAAAAAGAAAAAACAAAUAUAAUACAAAUAAAAAUAAAGUUACACAAGCAAACUUCCAGUGCAGCAGAUGCGGCACACAACAUCCAGCAAGAAGCUGUCCGGCCUUUGGGAAACAGUGCAAGAAGUGUGCUAAACCCAACCAUUUCGCAAAUGUAUGCCGAUCGAACAAAAUGGUUCAAGAAAUAGCAGAUGAAGAAUGUGCAGAUGAAGAAUGUGCAGCGAUCAACAGCUUGUUUGGAGUCAGCGAAAUCAUUGUGCCCCAGACACAUAGCAUUCAACAACCAUGGUUCGAGGAGAUUAAGGUAGAAAAUAACUAUAUUAGAUUUAAGCUAGACACCGGUUCUCAAGUUAAUUUAAUACCUCUGAAUGUAUAUAAAACACUUAAUAUAAAUAAAUCCUGGAAUAGUACAACUAUUAAACUUGAGGCUUAUGGUGGAUAUAAAUUCAUGCCGUUAGGCUCAAUAAGAUUAAAGUGUGUAGUUAAUAAUAUUAUGGCAUGGGUGACAUUCUUAAUAAUAAAUAAUAGUACCAUACCUAUACUGAGUCUAGAGGCAUGUGAGAAAUUUAAUCUAAUCAAAAGACACGAAAAGUGUAUCAGCAUGAUCACACAGUGCACUAGCCAAAAAGACAACUUUUUGAUAGAUAAUAGUAGUAUUUUUAAAGGGAUGGGAACAUUCCCGGGCGAACAUACAAUUAAAAUAAACCCCAAUAGUCAAGGAUCUAUCAAACCUGCGAGAAGAUUACCUCAAACAUUAUAUAAAGAUGUACAGGUAGAACUUAAUAAAUUACUAAAGCAUAAAAUUAUAUCUAAAGUUGAGGAACCCAAAGAGUGGGCUAGCAACCUCGUGAUAAUAAGAAAACCAGAUAAAAAAUUGAGACUUUGCAUAGAUCCAUCAGAACUUAAUAAGUCAUUAAAACGAGAUAACUAUUUGAUUCCAACAUUUGAAGAAAUCCGCUCUAAACUAAUAAAUAAAAAAAUAUUCACAGUGUUAGACAUUAAAAAGGGAUUUUGGCAUGUGAAACUUGAUAGUAAAUCAUCAGACCUAUGUACAUUCAGUACACCGUUUGGCUAUUUCAAAUUCAACAGACUUCCUUUUGGAAUUGCAACAGCCCCCGAAAUAUUUAUAAAGUUAAAUCAAAAAUAUUUUGGGGAUAUAGAUGAUGAAAACAUCAUAAUUUACUUUGACGAUAUAUUAAUUGCCACUACAGACAAAACAUCUCAUGACAGAGUAUUAAAAAAACUAGUAGAUAGGGCUAAAGCGCUAAACAUUAAAUUUAACAAAGAUAAAUUACAAUUCAAAAAAACAGAAAUAAAAUAUGUUGGCCAUAUUUUCAAUGAACAAGGAGUUUCUCCUGAUCCAGACCAAAUAAAAGCUAUAGUGAGCCUUAAGGAACCUACAUCGAGAGUAGAAUUACAAAGAUUAAUAGGCAUGUUCAACUACCUUAGAGAAUUCAUACCAAAUAUGUCCAAAAUUAUCAGUCCUCUCAGAGAGUUACUAAAAAAAGACACAAUAUGGGUAUGGGAAAAGAGACAUCACUUAGCUCUAAAAGAAUUAAAGGAACUUGUAACAACAUCACCAAUACUAACACACUUUAAUCCAGAUAAAGAAAUAACCAUUCAAUGUGAUGCUUCAAAGGACGGGUUGGGAUGUUGUCUUCUCCAGGACAAAAAACCCAUAGCUUUUGCUUCACGUAGCAUGUCAGAAACCGAAAUAUCGUAUGCACAAAUCGAGAAAGAAUUUCUUAGCUUAAUAUUUGCAUGUAGGAAAUUUCAUUACUAUAUCUUUGGUCGCACAAUAAAUGCACUAACUGAUCAUAAGCCUUUAGUGUCAAUCAUGCAAAAGGAUGUAAUAAAAAUACCAUCAAAUCGCUUACAGAAAAUGAGACUAAAACUAUUAGAGUAUGACAUUAGAUUAAAAUACCUGCCAGGAAAAAAAAUGCAUAUAGCAGAUCUAUUAUCUAGAGACUACAUGCAAGAGACCUUUACAGAGGAAUUUGAUACUGGGGCUACGGUGCAUUGUAUAAAUAGAUUUUACAACAAUAAUCUUCUAAAUAUUAAAACAGAAUCUGAAUUAGACCCAGUUCUUAAUAAGAUAAUCGAGUACUAUUACCAAGGUUGGCCAAAUAGGAAACACAUAGAUAAAUCAGUGCAGCUAUACUAUAACUUAAGAAACGAAAUAAUUAUUGAAAAUGGUAUAAUAUAUGUCGCAGAUAAAAUAGUGAUUCCUACUAAGCUAAGGCCCCUCAUACUUAAACUGCUACAUGAAAGCCAUUUAGGAUUAAAUAAAACAAAAUUAAGAGCAAAACAAAUUAUUUAUUGGCCGGGGAUGUUUAAUGAAAUUGAACAAUUUAUAAAUAAUUGCAACACUUGCAAUAAAUUUCAAAAUUCAAAUAAAAAAAGCCCUCUAAUUCCUCAUGAAGUUCCAAAUUACCCGUAUGAAAAGGUAGGAGCAGAUAUUCUAUCCUUUGAGGGUACAGACUAUUUAGUUAUUGUUGACUAUUACUCAAAAUGGUUUGAUUUAAUUAAAUUAAAAUACAAGACUGCUAGUGAAAUAAUUAAAAAAAGUAAACAAAUAUUUAGUACACAUGGUAUACCAAAAACCUUCAUAGCUGACAAUAUGCCGUUUAACUCAAGUGAAUUCAUAACUUUUUCUAAAACUUGGAAUUUCACAGUUGUUACAUCUAGUCCCCAUUACCCACAAAGCAAUGGCCUAGCUGAAAGGACAGUACAAACUAGUAAAAAAUUACUUAAAAAAGCCCUAGAAGAAGGAUGUGAUGUAGAGGCAAUGCUUCUAGAAUAUAGAUGCACCCCAAUAAUCAGUCUGCAAGCAUCUCCAGCAGAACUAUUAUUCAGUAGGAUUUUAAGAACUAAAUUACCAAUAGCUAACAAAUUAUUAGAACCCAGACUCCAACAUAAAGUACAAACUAAACUAAAAGCAUUCCAGCAAAAAUACAAAUCCAAUUAUGACAAAACAGCUACCAAAAAAGAAACACAAUUUAAACCUAAUACAAAUAUAUUAAUACAAAAUAAUAAAGUGUGGUUACCGGGGAAGGUCAUAGCUAAGGCAAAUGCACCCAGAUCAUACCUUGUUGAAAACAAUAAUGGUACAAUUAUCAGAAGAAAUACUAAACACUUAAAAAAUACUAAAAUUAAUGUUACAGGAAACAGUAAGGAGGGAAACAUAGAGGGGAAAUCAAAAGUGAAAAAUAAGUCUAACAAAAGUGUCUUGGUGAAAGAACUAUCAACCAGACCCAUAAGAAAAAAAAAAGUACCUAACAGAUUUAAAAAUUUUGUAAUAUAA
Messenger RNA from Macrosiphum euphorbiae (potato aphid), 3888 nucleotides. NCBI's taxonomy places the organism in Eukaryota, Metazoa, Arthropoda, Insecta, Hemiptera, Aphididae. The record is from the annotation of a GenBank genome assembly.